Molecule: messenger RNA, 782 nt
Organism: Dimorphilus gyrociliatus
Lineage: Eukaryota; Metazoa; Annelida; Polychaeta; Dinophilidae
Source: the annotation of a GenBank genome assembly
UUGCUAAUUGAUUACUUUAUUCAGUUAAAAUGCUCAGUUCGGCCUUGCUCUAAAAGUUCGUCCAUAUUACUUCUAUAUAAACACUGAUAAUUAGCUGAUAAGCCGGGAUUCUGCUCUAUUAUUUUACACAGGAAAUUAAAAACGAAGGAUAGAGAAAAGAGGGAAGACUAAGAAAAGAGCGUAUUGAAUGAACAAAUUCUAGAAAUACUCUUGGUUAUAAAUAGUUGGAAUAAAGAAAACCGGAAAUAUUCUUAUAGGAGAAUGAGGAGGCCCACGCGAGCUCAAAUGGAAGAUAGGCGAAGAAAGUCUAAGCCAUCUCAGCAGACUGUUUCAUCUAAUAACAACGGUGAUUUUAAAAGAUUUUCCGAAAAGAAGGUUCAAACUAUUAUCGAAGAUGUUAUGACUGAUCUCAUAUCGAAUAACGAUUAUCAAGCCGAUAAAGCCGCUAGUCUAGCAACUGAAAUUAGCUUAAGUAUCAAAUCUAAGGUCAAGGAUAUAGUUUCUGAGAGAUACAAGUUAAUUGUCCAUACAACAAUCGGUGAAAAGAGAAAUCAAGGACAAAUGGCUUCCAGAUGUUUAUGGGGACCGUCAAACGAUUCGUACGUAAGCCACAAAUACGAAAAUAAAACAAUUGUUGCUGUAUCAAUCGUUUUUGCUUGUUAUUACGAUUGAAAUAGCUGUAAAAAACAAACCAACAAACAAACAAACAAAAAUUUCUAUCUUUAAUACAAGAGAGUGAUGUCUUUUUUUUUUUAAAUAAAAGGAAAAUAAAUAGAUGAAAA